Molecule: messenger RNA, 960 nt
Organism: Dreissena polymorpha
Lineage: Eukaryota; Metazoa; Mollusca; Bivalvia; Myida; Dreissenidae
Exons: 4
Coding region: 1-960 (319 amino acids)
Biological process (GO): neuropeptide signaling pathway
Cellular component (GO): membrane
Molecular function (GO): G protein-coupled peptide receptor activity
Source: RefSeq, a predicted model, not a curated record
AUGGAAGCAGUCAUCGCAUCUUACUCUGAUAAAAUGUCAACAGAAAUCUCCGUGUUUGCGAUGCCGUUUACAUAUGACCAUGAUAUUUUUUGCAAGAUCUCGAGAUGCCUGUCCUUCAUUGUCACGGCCAACUAUUCAUUCGUGCUGGUCACUGUGGCAUACGACCGCUACCUGAUGGUAUGUAAGCCACUGAAGAGGAUCACAUAUGGACAGCGUUACGCCACGAGGGCCUGCAUUGGAGAUUACCGGAAUUUGUUUCUCCUGUACUCGUUAUAUUUAACUACAAACAGUACAGCGUCAAAAGGGAAAAGUGCAAGCAACAGUAUCGAUACAGAUAACUUUGCCACAUAUCCGAAACCUUUGGACGAACGCGCACGCUCGCAGAGCGACGGUCAGUUAAAGGCGACAGUCCCCAAGCAAUGCACAAGAAGUUUGGUAGACCUGCCCGGGUCAAUGGGCCCAGACAGUGGGCGUUUAGUGACGGGAAAAGAGUCCGGGCAUGAGAAGUAUAAAGAAUCGUUCACUUACUUACAAGAGGAGAAUGUGUUCAAGACCAAAGAGAACAUAAAUGGAUAUUGUCGAGCACAGCUGUCUGUAAGCAUAACGUCCGCGUUUGGCGGUAGUACGGACCUCAGUAUGUUACAUCUUGCCGCGCCGCAUCCACAAGCAAAACCAGUCGCCAACUUGAAGGAGCUCUCGCUAAAAAGGAACACGUUAAUCAUGAGAAUGGUGACGUUUACGUUCAUGAUGAGUUAUCUUCCUUACCUGAUCCUCGUCAUGCUGAGGUACUUGGACGAAGACAUUCCGAGAAAAUUGCCGACAAACUUGAAGAUCGUGUACCAAGUGUUCCUUAAGAGCUAUUUCCUGAACAGUGUCUUGCGUCCGUUCAUUUACAUCGUCAUGAACGAGCGAUAUAGAAUGAAGUUACUCAAGCUGAUUCGCAGCUGGCGACGAUGCUGA